UAAAUAACAUGGAUAAUCUGAAGCAAAUGCAAGCCUUAAAGGUAGAAAAGGGUGAUGGAUCUCAUCACACUUAUUCUCAAGAUGAAGUAUCAUCCUUUUGUGAUCACAUCAAUUACUACCUUAGAGACGAUAAGGAUGUUGCUGACAUUUUACCAUUGGAUCCAGAAACAAAUGAUAUGUUUAUCAAAGUGGGAGAUGGUAUAUUGUUGUGUAAAAUCAUCAAUUUGGCAUAAAAUGGAGCAAUUGAUCCAAGAGCCAUAAAUGUGAAGAAGCCACUCAACAUCUUCAAUGAAAAUGUAUUAAAGAAUAAUAUAUAUCCAAUAGAUCAACUUGAAUUUAGCCAUCCAAUCAGCUAAAUCAAUCGGAUGCGUUGUUGUUAAUAUCAGACCUGACUUAAUCAAAGAUAAAAGAGAGCACAUUAUUCUUGGAUUGGUUUGGUAAAUCAUUAAGGUAAUAUUAUUCCAUAAUUUAAUAGAUUUAAACAACAAAAAUGGUAAAUUUGAAAGAAAAUCCAUUUUUGAUAAGACUCAAAAAGGAGGAUGAAGAAAUUGGAGACAUUCUUAAACUACCCCCUGAUUAAUUACUAUUAAGAUGGUUCAAUCAUCAUUUGAAGGAAGCCAAAUCUCAAAGACAAGUAAAUAACUUUGAUAAGGACUUGCAAGAUGGUGAAAACUACAUAGUCUUGCUCAAUCAAUUAGAUAAGAAUAGAUGCAGUUUGGAUGGACUUGGCUAAGAUCCUGAAAACAGAGCCAAAAUUAUUAUAUUAAAUGCUGAAUCCAUUGGUGUUCCUAAAUUCAUGAGACCCAUCCAUAUAGUUAAAGGAAAUUCAAAAUUGAACUUGUUGUUCUGUGCAUAAAUUUUCAAUGCUUGUCCUGGAUUGACCCCAAGUCAAGAUGAUUAUGAAAAAACUAAAAUGUUACAAGAAGAUGAUGAUCCUGAAAGCAGUAUGGAUGAAAGAGUAUUCAAGAUGUGGAUCAACAGUCUUAACAUAGAAGAUGGAUAUAUCAAUAAUUUGAUUGAAGACAUGAGAGAUGGAAUCAAUCUCAAUAGAUUGUUAGAAAAAUUAAAGCCAUAAACCAUUAAUUGGAGGAAUGUUAAAAUCCCAGCCAAAUCAAGAAUUAUUAAAGUUCAAAAUGCUAACUAUUCUUUGGAAUAAGCUAAAACAUUCAAAAUUACUCUUGUCAACGUAGGUGGAGUUGACUUUGUAGAUGGAAAGAAGAAACUCAUUUUGGGUGUCAUCUGGUAAUUAUUUAGAUUAGAUGUCUUAAAGGUAAUUGAUUUUAUCAUUAUUCAAUAGACUAUGGGAGACUAAAAGGAUGACCAAAUCUUAGAGGCAGCCAAUAAGAAGGUCCCUGAAGCUGAAAGAUUAGCUUCAUUCAAGGAUCCAAAGGCUAAGACAAGUCAUUUCUUCUUCAGACUUUUGAAUUCAAUUGAGGCAAGAGCUAUUGAUUGGGACUUCGUUUAAAAAGGUAUUUAUAGUUAAUCAUUCAAUUCUUAAGGUGAAACCCCAGAAGAAAUUGAGAGUAAUGCCAAGUAUGUGAUCUCAGUUGCUAGAAGAUUGGGUGCCACAGUAUUUUUAAUUUGGGAAUAAAUAAGAGAUGUAGACCAUUUCAUUUAUCAUUACUUAGGGCAAAGCAAAAAUGUUAGCAGUUUUUACAGCUUCCUUGUUGCAUUUUGCAGAAGAUUAUAAAGCCGCAAAACUAGGACAUGCCGAAUGAACGAUUAAUAAUAUUAAAUAAGUUUAAACAUUGUAAU
Messenger RNA from Paramecium octaurelia, 1755 nucleotides. The record is from the annotation of a GenBank genome assembly. Lineage: Eukaryota; Ciliophora; Oligohymenophorea; Peniculida; Parameciidae.